AUGGCCAUCGUUGAAGGGUGGUUACCACCCACCCGGGAGCACUACGACCUCAUCCUCAAAAUCUGGCAAAUCUCUUAUCCGAUUGUUGGCUCGAUCCAAUGGCUCACCAAAUGGUAUGGCAUGGGCAAGACAUCGGUGGCCAGCCGCCUGAACCUCCCAGGCCGCAUAGGCUGGUUGACCAUGGAGGCCCCAGGUUUCCUGACGUUGGCGUACCUCAUGAAGACCCUUCCUGAGCAGCACGGCAUCGAUGAUUUGCCUUGGCAGAACAAGGUGCUUGCGGGUUUGUUCGUAAUCCACUACUCUUACCGCGCCGUCAUGUUCCCCUAUCUCCAACCAUCCAUGUCACCACUUCACAUCGCGGUGUGGCUGCUUGGGGUCAGCUUCCAGAUCUUCAACGCCACCUGUCUAGGCUCCUGGCUUGCUGCCUAUGGCCCUACCACUGAGGAAGCAUGGGCAUCGCAGUCAUCCAUCCUUCAGUUCUCGGCUGGUAUCCUCAUCUUCUAUCUUGGACUGUCGGGCAACUUCUUUCACGACGAGGAACUCCGAGAGAUCCGCCGACGGGAGGCCCAACAGGCUCGGCGCGACCAGGGAAAGGUGAGCGUGGAGAAGCACUAUCAGAUCCCGCAGGCGGGUUUGUUUAGGUAUAUGCUGUACCCGCAUUACCUGUGCGAAUGGGUGGAGUGGGCUGGGUUCUGGAUGGCAGCCGGAUGGGGGUGCGCUCCAGCGAGGGCGUUCCUCAUCAACGAGAUAUUUGCCAUGUUGCCGCGGGCGGUGAGGGGGAAGCAUUGGUACUUGGAGAGGUUUGGGGAGGACAAGGUGGGAAAGAAGUGGGCAGUGAUUCCAGGGGUGUGGUGA
Molecule: messenger RNA, 855 nt
Organism: Fusarium falciforme
Lineage: Eukaryota; Fungi; Ascomycota; Sordariomycetes; Hypocreales; Nectriaceae
Product: S5A-REDUCTASE domain-containing protein
Exons: 3
Coding region: 1-855 (284 amino acids)
Biological process (GO): steroid metabolic process
Cellular component (GO): membrane
Molecular function (GO): 3-oxo-5-alpha-steroid 4-dehydrogenase activity
Source: RefSeq, a predicted model, not a curated record